AUGUCAUAUAUAUCACAUGAUAAUAUUCAAUCAUGCCUGUUAAAUACCGACAAUAGUAAAAUAGAAAUUGUGAUUAAAAGAUCCGAUUGUAUCCACACUAUUUCAUUCCCACCCCGUACGGUUCAGCGAGUUGUUGACACAAGUAAUUCAAAAGCACCGAACUACAGCUUGAUUUAUAAAGCUUCCUUGACGGAUGCAUCGUUGCCGAAACCGUGCAAGAAUCCAAACUGCUUGCUCGUAAAUAUUCAAUUUGUUGAUUAUUCUAAACUAUUCAGCGUUACUUGGAAGGAAGCUGGUCACGAUGUUAAAGCACUUUUUAAAAAAAUAGAAGAAGAAGCGAAUGAAAUAAUUUCAAAUUCAACUGGGAGCAACCGACAUUUCGUUCAUUAUGGACUCGCUCAAAAUAAUUUAUGCCUCGACUUAGAUGAAAAUGAACCCGCUCAAAAGAAUAAUUCCGAUUUAAGCCUCGACUUAGAUGAAAAUGACCCCGUUUAUGGAGAAUACCUUAAUCAAGCACGUAGGUUUACCAAUGAAGGUUCAGUGGAUACGGAUUUAUUUCAACAUUUCAGCACAAUGGAUACGGGGUUAUUCCAACCACACUAUGUGGCUAAUCCCACAUUUGACAAUGACCCCGCUUAUGAAUACCUUAAUCAAGUAUGUAGGUUUAUCAAUGAAGGUUCAGUGGAUACGAAUUUAUUUCAGCACAGUGGAUAA
Ambispora gerdemannii is the source of this 714-nucleotide messenger RNA. The record is from the annotation of a GenBank genome assembly. NCBI's taxonomy places the organism in Eukaryota, Fungi, Glomeromycota, Glomeromycetes, Archaeosporales, Ambisporaceae.